Messenger RNA from Danio aesculapii, 5168 nucleotides. RefSeq names its product transcription factor AP-4 (activating enhancer binding protein 4) (gene tfap4). The coding region runs from base 290 to 1297 and encodes 335 amino acids. Gene Ontology annotation, cellular component: nucleus. NCBI's taxonomy places the organism in Eukaryota, Metazoa, Chordata, Actinopteri, Cypriniformes, Danionidae. The record is from RefSeq and is a predicted model, not a curated record. Gene Ontology annotation, biological process: regulation of transcription by RNA polymerase II. The transcript has 7 exons. Gene Ontology annotation, molecular function: RNA polymerase II cis-regulatory region sequence-specific DNA binding; protein dimerization activity; DNA-binding transcription factor activity, RNA polymerase II-specific.
CACACACACACACACAGAGGCAGAAGGAGGGAGGGAAAGAGAGCGAGCGCGCGCCACACACAUACACACACACUACGAGGGAACCCCAUCAGCUGGAAGAAUAGAGUAACCUUACAACUCAACACUCAUCUCACGCGCUCAUGCCCAAAAUCAGCAGGACGCGCGCGCCUCCGCUCCGUACAUGAGAACGAGACCCAAACUAACGCGUCUGUUUCUGAAUCAACAACAAAAGUAGAAGAAGAAAAAAGAGCCACAGAGGAGAGCCAGAGCUGGAGAGAAGAGGGGAAGCAUGGAGUAUUUCAUGGUACCAGCUCAGAAGGUGCCCUCCUUGCAACAUUUCAGGAAAACCGAGAAAGAAGUCAUAGGGGGCUUGUGCAGCUUAGCAAACAUUCCCCUCACGCCAGAGACGGCGCGGGACCAGGAGCGGCGCAUUCGGAGGGAAAUCGCCAACAGUAACGAGCGCCGACGUAUGCAGAGCAUCAACGCCGGCUUCCAGUCCCUGAAAACACUCAUCCCGCACAGUGACGGAGAAAAACUCAGCAAGGCUGCCAUCUUACAGCAGACAGCCGAAUACAUCUUUUCUCUGGAGCAGGAGAAGACGCGGCUGCUGCAACAAAACACCCAACUCAAACGCUACAUACAGAAGGAGUUCAGCGGCUCGUCCCCAAAGAGGAGGCGCGCGGAGGAGAAGGACGAAGGCAUCGGCUCUCCAGAUAUCCUGGAGGAGGAGAAGGUGGAGGAUCUGCGGAGAGAGAUGAUCGAACUCCGACAGCAGCUGGAUAAAGAGCGAUCCGUUCGCAUGAUGCUGGAAGAGCAGAUCCGCUCACUGGAUGCUCACUUGUACCCUGAAAAGCUAAAGGUGAUUGCACAGCAGGUCCAGGAACAGCAUGUGCAGACACAAACCCUGCUCCGUCUUCAGCAGCAGCAGCAACAGGAACAGCUGGGAAAAGAGUCCAGCACUCCUGCACGCAGCCCGCUGGUGUUUUCUCCUGCCACGCCGCCUGCGCCCACUCAACACGCAACAGUAAUUGUUCCUGCCCCUGCACCGCCUCCGCCACCCCAUCAUGUCACCGUGGUAACCAUGUGCCCCGCCUCCGUGAUCAACACAGCAUCCACAUCACGACAGAACUUGGACACCAUUGUGCAGGCUAUUCAGCACAUUGAAGGCACGCAGGAUAGGCAGGCAGUGCCCGAGGAAGAAAAGCGUCGUGCGGUUAUCGUCACCCCGGGCCGAGUCCUGACAGACACCGGCGACUCCGACACCGCCUCCGACAACGAAGGAUCUGAGGACUGUUAACUGCCCCGCUCGCCCCCGCCCUCAUAUCCACCCUCCACGUGUGUACAGGGGGGUGCGCAGCCUCCUGCAGAAAUACUCUCUCUCUCUGUCUUUCUCCUCUCCUCCUGUCUUCUUCACACUCUCAUACGGGACUCACAGACUCAAUGACUUGAAGGUUUCUUGGGGGGAUUAAAAAAAAUGUUUAACAAAAGAAAACAUUGAGGGGAUUAAAUAAAAGGAAAUGUUACAGGAAAUGUGCCGAAGACAGAACGAGCACGCUUAUGUAUACUCACACAGUACUCCAUAGCACUCUGGUCACUUGUUAAUACGUUCAUAUUACACAGCCCUUCUUCAUACUCAUCCGUUAAAAUAGUGUUCAGUUUCGCUAACACGCGCUCCUAAGUAGGUCUGUCUGAAUCUGCUAUGGGUCUUCCAGGCCUCUCACUUCCUGUUUUCACUUCCUGCCCAUACGAGGGCAUUCGAGUGUUCUGAUUGGAGGAUUCCCAUUCCUGUUUCUUGCGCUACAAGACGUCUCAUCUCUCAAAAACAACCCCUUUGCCCCAGCCUCUCUCCGCUCCCCCGCCCCGUCAUAUUUCUCUUUCUGUUCUGGGAGGCUUGAAGCAUCACUGUGAGCCAAUGAGACUUCAGAAACCUGUUCCACACCUUGGCUUCCGGAAACUUUAGAGGAAAUGUUACCUUUUUUGUUUUUCACUUUUUUUCGGUUGCAGACAUGCUCCCAUUUGCUGACGGGCGCCGAUAGCUGGAUCAAGACCGCCGUUGCUUAAAGGGGCUUCGUGUCAUGCACACUUUGUAAAUAACGCAAAGAGAGACGAGGGGGAACUUUGUGCACUUAUUGUCGCUCGCCUUUACUGGGCUGGGUUCCCAGUACGCACACUUGUGCAAGGUGAAGCACUCCCUCCGUCACCAUAAAAGCCCCCCUAGUCCUGUCCUAAAAAAUUCUGGCAGUUUUUUUUCUCAUGUUUUUUUGUAUGUCAAAUGAAAUAAGCUAAAUGGCAGGUACGUCUACCUGCAAGUAAAUUUGUAUCCUUUUUUUGUUAGCACACUUGCUAAUAGAAGCGUAAAGUUCUGUUCGUUGUAAAGACAGUGUGGAAAUAGCACUACCAGGGUUGUCAAGGCCCGAUAUAAGCCUAUGCAGCUCUUUUGGUUCUCGCCCCCUUCAGAAUGAACUUUGCGACCCUUCUCCUAGAUGUUUUGUCUUGUCCGUUUUGUCCUGUCAAACGCACAUUUGCAGCGUUACGUGAUGUUUACGGUUGAACCUAGGAGUGGCUGGCCUGUAAUCUUGCGCUCUAUGCACUCGCUAGUUCACUCCGCUCAUUUUGAAUGUUUUGUUUUCUCUGUAACUUUCGCCGUACAACUUGUACAAUCGUACACCCUGCAGAUAAUCAAACGCAUGGCGACGUGGUGCUAUUCCUGCUUGGGCUCUCCGGAAAAAAGCUAGAGAUGUUCAGUCCUAUAGGCGCACCGUCCUGCAGAGCUUAACUCCAACUCUACAUACCUAAGCAAAGGUAAUCAAUUGGUGCUAAAUGCUGCAAGAGUUGCUCCUUUGGGAUUUUUAAAGCAAUCGUUCACCCCAAAACUGAAGAUGAUGGCGUUUAUUCACAAAUUUCUUUCUUUCGUUGAACACAAAAGGUAUUCUGAAGACUUCCUGAAACUGCUAGCUACUGACGAACAUAUGUUUCUCCUACGAUGAAUGUUAACGCUUACAAGUUUUCAGCUUUCUUCAGGAUAUCUUUUGUUGUGCUUGAUGGAGAGUAAAUAGUAGUGUCGUCACGAUACUACAAUUUCGGUACUGAAAUUUUAAAGCAUCGCUAAUUGUUUGAAAGCCGCGUAGAUUAGUCGAUCCAUCAGCGGAUCACUUGUAUGUCAGCUCAUAGACGUACCAGGCUUUAAAACAAUAUAUUUCCAGCUAACAUUUGAGUGCGUUCUUAAACCGCUAAUGUGCAAAUGCACUGCUAAUUGUUUUAAAGCCACGUAGAUCAGUUGAUCCAUCAGCGAAUCGCUCAUAUUUCAGCUCAUCGGCAGACUAGCUGAUCCUCAUAGCUUUAAAGCAAUCCAGUGUCCCUGUAUCGAUGUUUGCACUCUGUGAACAGCGAUGAACGUCACAGCCAAUCACAGUCAUUUCUGUUGAGCGUGUGAACACAAUGGCCAAUCAUUUGUGUUUAAUGUUCUUAAAUGUUAGCGGGAAAUUAACUUUUAAAAAAUUUUAGUACUGUUUGGGACCGAAAUGCUAGUAUCAUGACACGUUUUGGGUGAACUAUGCCUAUAAGACAGAGGUCUCAAACUCAGUUCCUCAAGGGCCGCAGCUCUGCACAGUUUUGCUCCAACCCUAAUCAAACACAGCUGAUCUAGCAGUCUCGAACACCUUGAUUAGUUGGAUCAGCUGUGUUUGAUUAGGGUUGGAGCAAAACUGUGCAGAGCUGUGGCUCUCCAGGAAUCGAGUUUGAGACCUAUGCUCUAAGUGUUUCUCAACCACAUUCCUGGAGGACCACCAGCUCUGCACAUUUUCCGUGUUUCCUUAACCAAGCACACCUGAUUCAGAUCAGCAGCUCAUUAGCAGAGACUGAAAUACCUGUAAUGGGUGCGACUGACAAGGUGACAUCCAAAACAUGUAGUGCUGGUGGUCCUCCAGGAACGUGGUUGAGAAACACUGCUCUAAGACGCCUCUUGGAUAAGCCAUGCGAAACUGUGAGCUCCUCAUACCCCUGGUGGGAUUGAGAGACGGAGCGUGUAUAUAUCCCGUGCCAGUGGCUUGCCUUAACACAGCUUCGGUGUGCGCGGUGAGGCACAGAGGCCUGCCUUAAACUAGCCCUGAAGGUGGCGCUAGAGAGCGAGGCCGGACGGCAGCGGUAAGACAUGGCGCCCCACAGUCGUCGUCAUCUCCAGUUGCAUCUCCAAACAUUCCAGAAAAGUCUGUUGUUGUUGUUUUGUGUUGCCGGUGAUGCAUCCGGCACGAUUUGGCCAUAGUCGAAAGUGUCUUGUUUUUAUUCACAUUAGACUGAAAUCUUUGAAAGCGUGCAUGUCCCUGAUCCCUUUCCAAAUUAUUACAGGGGAAUCUUUUUGCUGCUGGACAGAUUGUGUGUUGUUUUUUUCCCUUCUGGAUUUAUCAGGUGCUGUCAGCACGCUGGCUCUGUGGAUUUUGUCAUUCGUAUUUGGCUUUCAGAAGAAAGUUCUAGUCUAAUAUUGGCUGUUUUUUCCGUUUUGUUUGUUCAUUGCGCUUUUCUAUUUGGAUAAUGGUUUGCUUGGGUCAUAGAAACGAGUCUUUCGUUUGUUUUCCAUGUUCGGUCUGUAAAAACGGUUGUCUUUUUUGCGAGGAAAAAAGUCUUUUUGGUCCUCCCGUUUGAACAUUUCCUCUACAGAAGCCACAGGGUGUGUGUAUUUUUAGUGUAUUUUCUACUCACAGAAGAAAUCACUGUAAGAAAUCCUGAGGACAUAUCAGAGGUUGGGUUGUGUGUCGAGGGGGAAUGGCGGACGAUUUUAUGAACCUGAAGCACUUACUGUAGUACAACGAGGAGCCACUCUUGUUUUCGUAGAGAUGCUCUCCUCGAACGAAGCUCUUCUCGCUGUGAUUUUUGAACCACACGGCUGUGUUUAACCCUCAGCGUUUUGUCCUGGCACACACACACACACCACACGUCCUCUGGCCGUCUCUGCAGUCUCCAGACUUUGUCCUGUCUCUCAUCUUCUCCCUCUUUUAUUGUCUGUCAUCUCUUGAUUUUUGUUUCGUUUCUAUUUUUGUCUUUUUUUUUUCUUUAUGUGGGACAGUCAGUCCAAUUGGUUGUUGAGAAGCUAUUGUAUUUUUUUUUAACUGGGGAAAAGAGGCUUGUGCCUUUGUAAAAACAGAAUAAUAAAGUUUGUACUUUGUUUUUUACAA